CAUGUAUGGUACACAAGUACUUCUUUCGGUACCACAGUCGGACCCCAUUAAACCCGGCGAGCAAUUCAUCAAAGCAAAGCUUGUCUGUCUGUCUUUGUUUGUCUCGCAAUCAGCCACCACUGUAAAAGUGAAUCGAAGAUCACUUUACUUUGACGCCCAGUGGCUCUCCAAACUUCAAUCGCCUCUCGGCAGUUCAUCAACGCAGUGGAUUGUUGUCUGCACUAAUUUCAAACAUUUGGACAGAAAUGGACAGUAUCCGACAGGAAAAGGUGCAGAGAUUUGAGGAAUUUGUAGAUCAUCGCUUAAAACCAGACCUUGUUCAUGCUAUUGCUGAAAGGGACAAAGUCUUUGAAAAACAAAAAGUAUUCUCAGAUUUGAGAAAGAGCAUAGAAAAUUUAGAGAAGAAUAGUGUAACCAGUCUCAGGACAUUGGUCAAUCUCGGUUCUGAAGUGUACAUGCAAGCUGAUGUGCCAGAUACAAGGCGUAUAUUUGUAGAUGUUGGACUUGGAUUUCAUGUGGAGUUCACCUGGUCUGAAGCUCUAAAUUAUAUAAUUGCAAGGGAAGAAAAGCUAGCCAGGCAAAUAGAGGAGUACACACGCCUAAUUGCAUCAAUCAAAGCCCAGAUUAAGAUGGUUUGUGAAGGGAUACGAGAAUUACUCCAACUUCCAGGAGAGGGGUCUUACUAAAUGACAGUUCUCAAAUUUUGUAUAACUCAGUUCCUGCUGCUAAAUUGCUAGCGUAUCUACACAAUGAAGAUAGAGAGGAGAAAACAAGGACAGACAAAUGAGGUUUGUUAUGGACCUGCAUUUCUGUGGUGUUUCUAUAAAUAGAAGAUGGUAUUGCUAUCACAAAGGUGUCAAUAUUGUGAAGUUGAUGGAUUAUACUUUUGUGGAAGCAGAAAAAGAUUAAUUCUAGUAUGAAAUGCAUUUAAAUUCAACAGUUGAUGGCUUGUGUCAUUGGUGUUGACAAUCUAUUGUCAUGUUUGAUUCCCGAAUUGAAUCAAAUGGGAAAACUUAUCUUGAGGGAACAUUUUAGUCAUUUAAUUGUAAAAAAGUUAUCUUCAGAUAAGCUGUAUCACCUUCAUAAGGCAAAAUAAUUCUACAAGACACGACUUGAAUCGGGUGGGAUUGAUUGAUCUACAUCAAUAAUUUAUAAUGUGAAAGCAGUAAAUAGCAGUAUA
Camellia sinensis is the source of this 1180-nucleotide messenger RNA. Its product is annotated as Prefoldin chaperone subunit family protein. The record is from RefSeq and is a predicted model, not a curated record. NCBI's taxonomy places the organism in Eukaryota, Viridiplantae, Streptophyta, Magnoliopsida, Ericales, Theaceae. Gene Ontology annotation, cellular component: mediator complex. Gene Ontology annotation, molecular function: transcription coregulator activity. Gene Ontology annotation, biological process: positive regulation of transcription by RNA polymerase II.